CAUGUUGAGUAAGUAGUGGAAAAAUAGAAAUAUUUUGAGGAAAGUUGAUCGUUUGAUGUAAUAAAUAAACAAAAUAUUAAAAAUGGCUACAGUGGAAGUAUCAGAAACUACGUCAACCACAAAUAAGGAAAUGACCUUUGCUGAAAAGCAAGCUGAACGUAUGAAGAGACUACGUUCUCUUCACUCAGCUAGAAACGAAGCAAGAAGUCAUAAUCAUCAAGAAGUUGUUGCGGAGGAGGCUAGAAAUAAACUUCCUCCAAAUUACGAAGCCAAACGAAGACAAGCAGAAUGGUUAUUAGACGAUCAAAAGAAACGUGAAGAAGCUGCCAAGGAAGGUAAAGAGUACGAUAGAGUGAAGUUAUUAAACAUAUCAGCGACAGAAGCAGAAAGACUUGAACGUAAAAAGAAGAAAAAGAAUCCCGAUCAAGGUUUCUCCACAUAUGAGCAAGCAACAGUAAGGCAAUACAAUCGACUUGUAAAGAAUAUGCCCGCAGCUGAUAUGGAACAAUACGAAAAACAGAAACAAAAAUAUGGUGAUGCAUUUUAUGGUGGACCUAACGUUAUUAUACAUGGUAUGCAUGAAGAUAGAAAGGAUGCUAUUGACAAAAUGGUUGAUGAUUUAGAAGGGCAAAUUGCAAAACGUGCGAAAUAUUCUCGACGUCGUAUCCACAAUGAUGACGCAGAUAUUGAUUACAUUAAUGAAAGGAAUGCUAAAUUCAAUAAGAAGUUGGAGAGAUUCUACGGAGAGCAUACAUCAGAAAUUAAACAAAAUUUGGAAAGAGGAACUGCAAUAUAAACCAACAAAUUACAUUUGAAUAAAUGUAAAUCUACAAUAGUAU
Papilio machaon (common yellow swallowtail) is the source of this 839-nucleotide messenger RNA. RefSeq names its product pre-mRNA-splicing factor Syf2. The coding region runs from base 83 to 796 and encodes 237 amino acids. The record is from RefSeq and is a predicted model, not a curated record. Lineage: Eukaryota; Metazoa; Arthropoda; Insecta; Lepidoptera; Papilionidae. Gene Ontology annotation, cellular component: catalytic step 2 spliceosome; Prp19 complex; post-mRNA release spliceosomal complex. The transcript has a single exon.